UCACCUCAAUCUCUGCAGCUCGGUAUGGAUCUCACAUUACAUUCUCUCGCGAUACGACUCGUCUUUACUGCACUAAGUCUGCUGCUCUCAUGGAGGUUUUGGAGGUUCUCGAUUCGACCGAGGCUCAACCCUGAUGAGCCCAAAGAACUUCCCUCAUGGAUCCCAUUCAUAGGUCACGCUUUCAGCUUUUUCUCAAGUUUCAACGGUGCCAUUAAUAAGGGAAAAGUAUAUUUCGCGCCCUCGCGGGAGCCAUUUGCUGUGACAGUGGCAGGUCAGACGAUCUAUGUUGCGACUUCUGCAGACGAUAUUGGCUAUGUCUGGAAGAAUUCCAAAUCGAUCUCCCUUGAUCCUAUCACAAUGGAUAUGUACAUACUAGGAGGAUUAUCAGAGAAGAGUCGUAGAGUCAUGUUUGAAAAACAUGCGAGCGCUCGCUACAACUCGGGGAACGGUAGACCAUUGACUCCUACAGAAAAGGUCAUCGAUUUGCAUCACCAGCAGCUACACAAAGGUCCAAGACUGGAUGAUCUGAUGGAGAACAAAACGAUUCCCAGUAUCUUCAAGGCGCUGGAUAGUUGGGUUACAGAUCACCGCUCUGAUCGCGCGCAAGAAUCUAUGUUGAUCUCAUUGCAUGAUCUUUGUGUUCAUCUCUUCAUUGCCGAGGAGACAGAUGCAUAUUUUGACCCCGCUCUACUCAAGAACUCGCCUAAACUCGUCAAUGCCUUUCUUGACUGGGAGUAUUGCAGCUGGAAGUUCCUUUUCAAUCUGCCCAAUGUGUUCGCACGAGACAUGGUCAAAACGAAGAAAACAAUCACAGAUGCUUUUGCGGACUAUUAUCGCCAGCCAAAGAAUGAACGCGAAGAAUCUAUAUACUUCGUCGAUGCUUUGGAGAGUAUGCUGCGGGAGGUUGGUCUGACAGAAGAUGAGAUGGGGCAUUUUACCCUUUUGCACUACUGGGCAAUUGUUGGAAAUCUUUACAAGUUAGUUUUCUGGCUCGUUGCACAUCUGUCGCAAGACCAAAAACUACUUGGAGAGAUACGCAAGGAAGUGCUUCCGGCCGUACAAACAGAGACCGGAAAGAUAGAUGAGACACACCUAGACGAGAAAUGUCCAAAACUCGAGUCUUUAGUCAACGAAACUCUACGAUACACUGUUACAAGCUCGCUUGCCCGGGUCAUCCUCGAACCCACGGUGGAAGAGGAACAAGAAACUGGAACCCGGUAA
Molecule: messenger RNA, 1221 nt
Organism: Periconia digitata
Lineage: Eukaryota; Fungi; Ascomycota; Dothideomycetes; Pleosporales; Periconiaceae
Source: the annotation of a GenBank genome assembly